AUGUACGGUGGUCAGGAAAAACUAGACAACCUUGUCUGGGACAAGAACGACGAAGAAUCCGGCAAGGCGCAGAAUCAAAUGCGACUCAAGAAAAAGUGUCGUCAAGUGGAGGAACUCGCGAAGGAGAAAUUCGGGAAGCCAGCAAGCUUGAUUUCGCCAUUGAUCUUCGGCGGCUUCAACAUUCUCUACAGGAUUCACCUCGACGGAACGUCCCCAGAUGUCAUGGUUCGACUGCCUUGUCCAAGUCUCGUUCAGUUUCCGAGUGAGAAGACUGCUUACGAGGCCGCCACGGCAGCGUUGAUUGCGAAACGCACGCAACUUCCGGUUCCUCGACCACUCUGUUACGGACAAGACUCGCCCGUCGGCCCUUUCAUUAUCAUGGAACGCGUUGAAAACUGCGGUAGCGUGUCGGCGAGGCUGAAUAGACGCAGCGAAAACCCUUCAGCACCUCAUGUGUUGGAUUCGAAUGUUUCCGAAGCGGUGCUAGAGGUCAUCUGGUGA
This is a messenger RNA of Colletotrichum destructivum, 501 nucleotides long. Its product is annotated as Putative protein kinase-like domain superfamily. Lineage: Eukaryota; Fungi; Ascomycota; Sordariomycetes; Glomerellales; Glomerellaceae. The record is from RefSeq and is a predicted model, not a curated record. Bases 1 to 501 code for a protein of 166 amino acids. The transcript has a single exon.